AUGAGCGACAUGGAAGCUCACCGCCUUUGCGCAGAUUACAGCGGAACGAGCGCGUGGCACGAUUUGCCUGAGGAGUCCUACGAAAGGGUCGUGGCCCUUGCCAGAGCGUAUCGUCAGAGAUUGACGGAGACGGACCAAAACAGUGGUACCGCCCUCGCUCUUGACAGGGAAGAAUACGUCGACUCACUUCCGAAGGAGGAGAUGAUGCGGCGCCGCAGAAUUGAGAAAAAGGAACAGGACGCAAUGAGCAUAGUGAUGAAACUAUGGACACAACGCUCCAUCGCGUUUGCCAAUGAGUUACGCACGAUCAGGGAGGAAAAACUGAGGAUGGAAAAAGUGAAAAAACAGAGAAUCCUUCUUGAGGAACAACUGUAUCGGGAGCAAUUCCUGGAUUUUUGGCAGAAAAGGAAGAAGGAACAGCUGCGCAACCUCCCUGUUCACCCCGAUAGGGUCCUUAUGAAUGCAUAUAGGCAUAAUAUACUUCCCUUUGCCACAGAUCCAGUUGACUGCUGGGAAAGAGGCAUUGUUGUUCCCCCCGAGCUUCAGCAGACGGUGGUGCUUUUGGAUAGUGAGGGGAGCGUUUUCUUGCCUGCGUUUCAUGAGUUAUCCAUGAAGCUUCGAACGGCUUAUCACCGGUAUCGAGCUCAAUAA
Trypanosoma cruzi is the source of this 651-nucleotide messenger RNA. RefSeq lists its product as uncharacterized. Lineage: Eukaryota; Euglenozoa; Kinetoplastea; Trypanosomatida; Trypanosomatidae. The transcript has a single exon. The record is from RefSeq and is a predicted model, not a curated record. The coding region runs from base 1 to 651 and encodes 216 amino acids.